Messenger RNA from Dicentrarchus labrax (European seabass), 1741 nucleotides. RefSeq names its product alcohol dehydrogenase class-3. Gene Ontology annotation, biological process: formaldehyde catabolic process. Gene Ontology annotation, molecular function: zinc ion binding; S-(hydroxymethyl)glutathione dehydrogenase [NAD(P)+] activity. The transcript has 10 exons. The record is from RefSeq and is a predicted model, not a curated record. NCBI's taxonomy places the organism in Eukaryota, Metazoa, Chordata, Actinopteri, Moronidae. The coding region runs from base 99 to 1277 and encodes 392 amino acids. Gene Ontology annotation, cellular component: cytosol.
UUUAAAGAAACAGACAGCCGGCUGUUUGACUCAUCAGUAACGUUACUGACUGUGGGUGACAGACACGGGAAUUUAAAUAACGUAAAAACCAGUCAACAAUGACAACAGCAGGUCAGGUGAUCAGAUGCAAGGCAGCUGUUGCGUGGGAGUCUGGGAAGCCUCUGAUUAUUGAGGACGUAGAGGUGGCCCCACCCAAGAUCCACGAAGUCCGCAUCAAGAUUAUCGCCACAGGGGUGUGCCACACAGACAAUGAAUACCUGUUUGAGACUGGAAAAGGGAUGAAGUUCAGACCAUUCCCAUUGGUCCUCGGCCAUGAAGCAGCUGGGAUAGUGGAGAGUGUUGGUCCAGAAGUCACCAAUUUCUCACCGGGCGACAAAGUUAUCCCCCUUUUUCUGCCACAGUGUCAGGAUUGUGAACGUUGUCACAAUCCUGAGACAAAUCACUGCAGGAGGAACUGGGCAAAUACACAAGCAGGUGUAUUGGCUGAUGGAACAAGCAGGAUAUCUUGCAAGGGGCAGCAGGUGUACCAGUUCCUGGGCAUCAGUUCUUUUUCCCAGUACACUGUGGUUCCUGAUACUUCACUUGCAAAGAUAAGAAGUGAUGCACCGCUGGACAAAGUGUUUCUACUAGGCUGUGGUGUCUCCACUGGUUACGGUGCUGCCGUUAAAACAGGCAAGGUUAAAAAGGGUUCCUCAUGUGCCGUGUUUGGGCUUGGAGCUGUCGGACUGGCCGCCGUCAUGGGCUGCCAGAUUGCUGGGGCGACAACGAUCAUUGGGGUUGACGUCAACCCUGAGAAGUUUGAGAAAGCUGUUUUUUUUGGAGCCACUGAAUGUGUCAAUCCCAAAGAUCAUACCAAGCCCAUCCAGGAGGUCCUGGUGGAGAAGACAGACGGGGGGGUGGACUACGCUCUGGAGUGUGUUGGAGAUCCAGCUGUCAUGAGCGCUGCGUUAGAGUCUACAACAGAUGGCUGGGGCAUCUGUGUCAUUGCUGGGUGGACGGAGACAGAAGUAAUGCAGGUUGAAGUCGAAAAGAUCCUGAUGGGGCGCACCUUGAUGGGGACUUAUUUUGGAGGAUGGAAGAGUGUGCAGGAUAUCCCUACACUGGUGGACAACUACAUGGACGGCAAGCUGAAGCUGGAUGAGUUUAUCACCGACCACCUCCCGCUGGAUCAAAUCAAUAAAGCCUUUGAAACUUUGAAAAGUGGGACCAGACUUGAUCAAAAGGGAGAAACACCACAGAAUGUUCAGUGCACUUGUGUAAAACGAUACCGAGUGUAAUUCAUAGAUAUACACAGCAUCUGCAGUAACAUCAAGACAAAUUCUCUCUGCAUGUCAUACUUGGCAGUGACAGUGAUUCUGGUCCUGAUAUCAAUGUGGAGAUGGAAUUAAAUACCCUUGUAUAGAGGAUGGGGUAAAAGACACAGGAACCAAAUGGCCGGAUCUGUCAUCAACCAUGGAGAAAUAUCUGCUUCAUGUGGUCAGGCUUACCAAAUUUCGCCCUUGGUAAUAUUAUAUAUUGAUUUAAAGGGAGCCAAAGAGAAAGGCUAAAAUGGCAGUUGUGGGCUGUCAGGACAGAAGACAAAAGGUUGUUUGGGGAAUGCCUCUCGGCGAAGAACUAAAAUAGCUGUCGAAGGAAUUUGUUUUAUUGAAGUUCCAUUCAGAUCAGAUGAACACCCUUGGCAGUUUCCACCGCUUUUCCAUCUUUAUUUAAAAUGGAAAAUAAAUUGUUGCUCUUCCUCUUA